AUGUUUUCUUCAAUUAAACGGAUCGUUUGUAACAAUUCUCGUCUUUCUAUUCAUAACAUAUCAUCCAAUUUUACUUUUCGUUGUCUUCCUACUCUAGUGAUCACAAGAAAGAAUUCUUCUAUUGGUCAUUCUAUGACACAUCUUGAUACUCAAUCUAAUGUUUUUGAUGUUCUGCAAGAUUCCACAGAACAUGAUUCCAGUUUGCCUUCCUUUAUGGUUGGUUAUAAGAAUGGAUUUUUACCGAGACAGGAACCCUUAGUUCGUUUGCCCGACAAAUUUCAUGAUCUUGAACUUCUUUUACAAAAGAUGCCAAUUCGUCUACAAAAUGGCGAACAAGGUUUACUAGCAAAAGGUGAACUAGGUGAAGCUGUUAAAGAUUUGCCAUUAUAUGAUGUUAAUACUAUUACAGAUCAAAGACUUUUAUCUGCAUUAUUUCGAGAUUAUACUUUCUUAGCAUCUGCCUAUUUGCUUGAACCAUGCGAUAUCAUGUUCAGAGAGAAAAAAGAUUAUGGAUUAGGUCGACAAAUAUUACCAAAAAAUAUCGCCGUACCAUUAAAUAACGUUGCCAAAAAACUUUAUGCUUUUCCGUUCAUGGAAUAUAAUCUUUCAUACAGUUUAUACAAUUAUCAACGCGUGAAUCCUUCUUUGCCCUUAAUCUAUCCUAAUUUGAACCUUAUUCGUGCCUUCGCUGGUACACCUUCUGAACGUGGAUUUAUCCUUGUUCACGUAGCAAUGGUUGCUCAUAGUGGAAGAUUAGUUCAAUGGACAAUGGAAACACUCAAUUCGGUAGAACAACAAAAUCGUUUGAAUUUCAAUAACGCGCUUAGGAAUUUAAAUGAUACAAUGUUUUUAAUAAAUCGAGAAAUGGAAACUAUGUGGAAAAGAUCAAAUCCAGAUGAUUAUGUAAAAUUCCGUACUUUUAUAAUGGGUUCCAAGAAUCAACCGAUGUUCCCAAAUGGUGUUAUUUAUGAAGGCGUAAGCGAUGCACCUUUAUUUUAUCGAGGAGAGUCUGGUGCAAAUGACUCUAUGAUUCCAUGCAUGGACAACUUAUUACAAUUAACAACAAAAAUGCCAAAUAAUCCUUUAACUGAAGUUUUAAAAGAUUUUCGAAAAUAUCGUCCUACAAAUCAUAAAGAAUUUUUAGAUUAUGUUCAACGUCGUGCCAAUAAAGUUAAUGUUAGAGGAUAUGCCAUUCAGGACGCAAAUAGUGCAAUAACAUGGCUUCCUAAUCAAUUAAAUACUGUCCUUGCAGAAAUGAUACAAGUUGGCCAAACAAUUGAUUGUUCUCAACUAACUUCCGAAAAUAAGAUUAAGUUUGAUGAAAUUUUGAAUAGAGCUUCUACACAAGAACGAAUUUUAAAACGUGAAGUUGAAUUUUUAAAGGAUUUAUUUGGAGAUAGUCAAAAUAAUGUUUGA
This is a messenger RNA of Dentiscutata erythropus, 1416 nucleotides long. Lineage: Eukaryota; Fungi; Glomeromycota; Glomeromycetes; Diversisporales; Gigasporaceae. The record is from the annotation of a GenBank genome assembly.